This is a messenger RNA of Debaryomyces hansenii CBS767, 264 nucleotides long. RefSeq lists its product as uncharacterized. Bases 1 to 264 code for a protein of 87 amino acids. The record is from RefSeq and is a predicted model, not a curated record. Gene Ontology annotation, cellular component: mitochondrial intermembrane space. The transcript has a single exon. NCBI's taxonomy places the organism in Eukaryota, Fungi, Ascomycota, Pichiomycetes, Serinales, Debaryomycetaceae.
AUGUCGUCUUCUUCAGACAAAACAGAUCCAUGCAAACCGGAAGCCUGUGCUAUCCAGGAUUGCUUACAACAAAAUAAUUAUAAUGAAUCAAAAUGUUCUAAGAUAAUCGACAACCUAUACUUAUGCUGCAAGAAGUAUUAUGAGAAGAAUGGUAGCGAUAAGCAAACAACAUGCUGUCCAAAAUUCAACCUCUUGCAAUUAAAGCUUAAACAGAGGGAAUUGGGCAAAAUCGAUGCUGAAAUGGUCGACCUGCGUAAGGGAUAA